Messenger RNA from Penicillium waksmanii, 2757 nucleotides. RefSeq names its product Glycoside hydrolase superfamily. Lineage: Eukaryota; Fungi; Ascomycota; Eurotiomycetes; Eurotiales; Aspergillaceae. Gene Ontology annotation, molecular function: protein binding. The transcript is spliced from 2 exons. The coding region runs from base 1 to 2757 and encodes 918 amino acids. The record is from RefSeq and is a predicted model, not a curated record.
AUGAGCGAGUCUCCACUCCCCUCCACGCUGAACAGCGUCUUUGACGCACCCCUCAAAGACCAAUAUGAUCCUGUCCACCUUACCUCCGACAACGUUGUCCCAACUCUCGAGCUACCGCUAGCGAAGAAGCUUCUGGGCCAUGAUGCCUCCGACAGCAAUGCCAUUGCAAAGGUUGCCAGUGACGAAAUCUCCUAUACCGCAUUUGUCGCCGGUCAAGCCCUCGCUGCUCUCCAAUCGUCCCCCGACGGACUCACCUCGGAACAAACAAAAUCGCAGAUCCUGCAUAUCGGCCUGGCAGCACUGUUCGCUUUCCUGCAGUCAAAUGUCACCGGUCCUCCUUUAGAGUUCAGCUCGUCCGAUUUAGUUUUCCCCGCUGCCCUACGAACCGACAUCACUACUAUCCGCACCGUUCGAAGCAAGAUCAUUCGCGACUGGUCUGUCGAUGGAGAAGCGGCCUACAAGUUGACGCCAAACCCGGAGCUCUUCUCAGUCGCCAAGGGACUACUUGCAGGUGCCGAACUCGAUGGAUCCAUCACAGCAAAGACUGCGCGAAUGCGCGUCAACUUCCUCCACCAGAAGAUGCUUUCCGAAGUUACAAGUACAUUGCAGGAUGCGAUCUACAAGGAUACUGAACAACUUGCCAAGGCUGGUCUGAACACUGAAGAACAGAGUCGUUAUUUGUUGGAGCGCGCAAUUAUUCACACUCACCAUGGAUCCGAUGGCAAGGCACGAGCAGAUAUCGACGAGGCAUCCAACAUUCGGAAUUUCGAAUUCGCCCUGACUGGACAGAUGGGAAAGCGAACGAAGUUCCAAGAGCGCGACACUAGCCAGCUUGUGAUUCUGGCAAAGAGUGCUGAUGUGACACCAAAUUCUACCAAUGCCUCUGGUCCCAAGAAGUUGGAUCUUGAUGAUGAUACCCUCCUCGAAGCCAUCUCCUUCGCCGAUAAAAAGUCCGGAACUGUUCAGGAUGACCUUUCUCCUGCUCUCCAAUCUGUUGACCCCAACAACCAACCUAUUCUCAACCCCGUGGACUCUGCCAUUUUACUCGCUAUGGCCUCCGCAAUCACCAACACUGCCCCAGAGAACGGAUUGACCCGGGAGGAAACCCCAGCCAUACGCUACCAGACUUUGCUUCUCCGCAGCCGAGUGGAAGGCUACCGGGCCCGUACUGUGGAGCGAGCUGUUCUACAAAUGCAAGCACUUGUUGAUCAAGUCCUUGCGGACACAGCUACUAACGAUUCGGCGGCCCAACAACCGUCAUCGGAUCCAACAACCUUCCUUCCACGUCCUGAAAAGGACGAGUCUGCCCCAGCUGCCAGUCGACUCGAGUAUAUCUGGAUUAUGAACUUCUCAACCCGAUGGAAGUUAGAGGCCGAGCUGGCUAAACGCUGGGUCGAGCUGGGUGGUCUUCGCACUGCUCUUGAAAUUUAUGAGAGGCUUCAUAUGUGGGCCGAAGCAGCCCUUUGUUAUGCAGCUACCGAGCAGGAAGAGAAGGGCAAGUCUAUGGUGCGCCGUCAACUAUACGAGGCCAAGGGCCAAGAUGAGAAUGACGAUAAUGAGCUCUUCGAGGGCCCCGAGCGGUCACCUCUACCUGCCGAUGCGCCGCGCCUGUUCUGCAUUUUGGGGGAUAUCGACAGGGACGAAAAAAUGUAUGAGCGUGCUUGGGAAGUCUCCAACCAACGAUAUUCUCGUGCUCAACGAUCUUUGGCUCGACACUUCCUGGCCCUCACACCACCAGCGCUCGAGAAGGCCGAAGAAGCCUACAGCAAGAGCUUGCAGAUCAACCGCCUCAACCACAGCUCCUGGUUUGCCUAUGGAUGUGUUCAACUCGAACUCCAAAAGUGGGAAGAUGCCGCAGCCUCCUUCACCCGUUGCGUGCAACUAGACGAUACCGACGGAGAGGCCUACAGCAACCUCGCAGCGGCGAUCAUGCGCCAACCAGAACCAGAGCCGACAACUGAAGUCACAAUCGACGAAAGCACAGGUGAAGAAAUCAAACUCGAAGCCGACCCCCACAAGCGCAAACGCGAGGCUCUAGCCGCUCUCCAACGCGCUGCCCAACUCAAGAACACUGACGCUCGAAUCUGGGACAAUGUCUUAACAGUAGCAGCCUCAAUCCCGCCUCCCUCAACACCAUUCCGCGAUGUCAUCACUGCGCAAAAGAAAGUAAUUGAACUUCUCGGUACCAAGAAGGGCGAGAAGUGUAUUGAUGGUCCGAUUCUGGUUAUGCUGGUCGACGUCCUCAUCACGGCUUUCGAUUACGAAUCUCUUCACAUUCAAUCUGAGUCUGGCCCUGUUUUUCGGUCGGGUACUAUUGCCGGUCAAAUUCUAUCUCUUAUUGACGAUAGCGUUGUCCCGCUGAUCACCCACUCUGCUUCUCUCUGGCUGCUCGUUUCCCGCGUUGAGAUGUUCCGCAACAGACCCAGCCGUGCACUGGAAGUCCAAGAAAAGGCUUGGCGCGCUGCUGUCGCUGCUUGUGCGCAAGGUGCAUUCCAGAUGGGUGAUGAGAAGCCCUGGUUAGAGGUUGUCCGUGCCACGGAGAGACUUGUGCGCGAGGGAUAUGCGCGGUAUGGACCGAUGGAUAAGGAAGGUCAAGAAGAGGGCGCCGAUGGAGAGACUGAGAUGGUUGCCCGUGAUUGGAGAUUCAAGGCGCGGAGUGCUAUCAGAGGAAUUAUGGGCAAGGGCAAAGACUUCUGGGAAGACUCUGAGGGGUGGACGAGGCUGAAGGAGUUGCAGGGCGAGGUCACUGGAAACUAA